Messenger RNA from Condylura cristata (star-nosed mole), 2148 nucleotides. RefSeq names its product CD244 molecule, natural killer cell receptor 2B4 (gene CD244). Lineage: Eukaryota; Metazoa; Chordata; Mammalia; Eulipotyphla; Talpidae. Gene Ontology annotation, cellular component: external side of plasma membrane. Gene Ontology annotation, biological process: natural killer cell activation involved in immune response. The transcript is spliced from 9 exons. The record is from RefSeq and is a predicted model, not a curated record. Gene Ontology annotation, molecular function: MHC class I protein binding. The coding region runs from base 29 to 1138 and encodes 369 amino acids.
UGUGCAUGCCUGACCCUGUCCUGUGAGGAUGUUGGGCCCGGCCCUUCUCCUCACCAUCCCCCUGCUCCUCCAGGCGGCCCAGGACAAAGAAUGUCCAAAUUCUGAUACCCGCAUCGUGCUUGGACUCUCAGGACAGCCUCUCUGGUUGCGGCCCAACAGCACACAGACAGGGAACGUCUCAGUUAAAUGGACCUUUAAGCAAAAAGCAGAAAAAAACACGUAUGUGAUACUGGAUUGGGAGCAUCCAGCCAAGAAGCCGCUUUAUGGAAAUUGGUCUUUGACUCACUUCAACAAUCAAAUUAAUUUUGCACAGGAGGACUUUACUCUUCAUAUCAAGGAGGGGUGGCCGGAGGACAGUGGCCUCUACCUCCUGAAGCUCACCCUACAGAAUGGGGAUAAUGAGAAUGUUUGUUUCCAGGUUUUCAUAUUGGAGGGCCCCACGCUACAGGGCGAGACAAAGAUCCUGGAUGGAGGGAUGUGCCUAGUGUCUCUGAACUGCUCGAUUUCCAGGGAUGACGACAUCAACAUGAACUUUGCUUGGUUUAGAGGAGAGGAGAGGAUCCAGGAGUGGGGGUACCAGACCUACUCAGAGCAGGUGGCUGACGACAGCGUGCUGCUGUACUCCUGCUCUGUCAACUACUCAUUCAGCGUGGCAUACAGCACCCUCAACCUCAUGGGGUACUGUCAGAGUUGGAGUAAGUGGAGUGGGGAGAGGGUGCUGAUACCCUCCAUAGCUGGCUCAGCCAUGCUGCUGCUGUUCAUCCUCGUCAUCACUGUCUGCUUCUGUGUGCGGAAGAAGAAGGUGAAUCAGUCAGAAGACAGACAACAGCAAUUUCUGCCAACGUAUGAACAUGUCAACACUGUGAAGCCCAGGAGAGAUCAAGCGCCGGCACAGCGUACUCCGGAAGAUAUGAACACCAUCUACUCCUUGAUUCAGCCCCAGUCUUCUUCUGCUUCGACAUCACAAGAAAAUGAAAAAACUGUGUAUGCACAAGUGCAGAUUACCCAGAAGAAGAGGAACCACAGCUCUUCUGUCAACUGCACUGUCUAUGAAGAGGUUGGAAGCAGAAUGCCCAGAGCCCAGAACCCUGCUCGGCUGAGCCGCAGGGAGCUGGAGAACUUUCGUAUUUAUACCUAAGGGUGCUGCUGCCUCACUUCCUAUGUGUCAGUGUCUGCUUUGGGAGUCUGUGCUUUGACAACACACGAGUCUCCCUACAUGGUUCCCAAUUUCUAGAAGAUUCCUAGUUUGGGAAGGACAUGUGUGCUCACCCAUGAUGUACUGCUGGUGUUGGAAAUGAUUUUUAGCAGUCUUUGUAAGAGCAAGGCUAUUCGAUGCUGUCGCUCACUUACAGGCCAGACAAGAGUGGGGGAGACCUUGGCUAUUUCACGAACGUCCACACAGCAAACCCAAGUGCUGGAAAUAAGUGCUGUGUAAUGUCGGGGGAGAGCUUUAUUCGCACCAGGGUUCUUUCUCCCUGGUCCUCUAAUCUAUUCCUUGUGUUACCUCCUCUCUCAUCUGGAAUGACCACAUUUCUAGACCCCUCCCUGGCCCAGCCCAUCUUCCAAAGAGGAAGGAAAGACAAUGGUGAUUCCAAGGAAGAGAAACGGCCCCCUCUGAACUUGUGGAUUCAUUAGUUGGUUCUCCAGGGGGGAAGACCUGGACAUCACCAGCGCUCCCCUCCCCAUGUUAAACCUUCCCUCUGGCCAGAGUUGGCGGAAGUGAAAGUAGAUGUAAAGCAGCGUGUCUCCAAGUGCAAACGUCCCCUGGAGCGCGGCCAUCCUGGUCUCAGGCCCGAGAGAGCAGCGCGGUCUACAGAUGGACGUUUGAUAUACAACAACACAGUAUUAGAAAUCUGCUGUGGCUUCUUUAAAAGUUCUUCACAUGAGAGACUAUGUGUUAACCUGAGUCCUAGUGAACACUCCCCCGACACACACUGGGGGCGGACUCAGGCCUCUGAGCUGUUGGGAGCUGAACCCCACGCUGGGUCCCCACACAUCUCAGGCCAGACCAAGCUGAGGCUCUGGCUGUACCCAGGAGAGAGACAUGGGUGAAUGGGAGAGUCCCUACUCAGGGUGCUAGUUCUUCUAUUUAACUUGUGAAUUAACCGGUCUUAUUCAGAGACAGUCUAACUUUUUUCCUGAAUUAAA